Molecule: messenger RNA, 2266 nt
Organism: Amyelois transitella
Lineage: Eukaryota; Metazoa; Arthropoda; Insecta; Lepidoptera; Pyralidae
Product: cilia- and flagella-associated protein 45
Exons: 12
Coding region: 1-1590 (529 amino acids)
Source: RefSeq, a predicted model, not a curated record
AUGCCGAAAGUACAGCCUACUCCGAACCCCCACGUUGGCAUUAAAUACCACAGCAUCAGGAAAGGGAGUGAUCCGGGAUGCUAUCAGCUUCACAGACCUUCGGACUGUCGUUUGAAAUUCCCAUUAACUAAACGGCCGAUACACAAAUGCGAACUUCCGAACUGGGAGUACACCAUGGUACCGCAGAUUGGGGGCUGGAGAACCCUGCUGGUGCCAAGACCGGGAACAAAUUACUACCCAGCUGUGAUGCAUAAGAGCGAUUAUGAGCGGCUUGUCAAACAGGCUAAGAUCGUGUCCCAAGAAGAACAGCUCCAAGCCAUGCACGCUCAAGAGACCGCCAUACAGAAGGCGGCCAAAGAGUCUGAAGCUCGCAAGCAACAGCUGAAAGCUAGCCUGAUGCCGCAACCAGGUGCCGAGGCUGCUGGCGGGACGGCUGACCCUGAGUUGGAGGGUCCUGACCAGGCAGCCUACACUUUAUCUCGAGCUGAAAUGCUCAAAGCGGAUCAGAUGCAAGGUCCUCGCCUCUGCAACCGAAUCAUACUGGCAUCCAAGUGCCACGCCAUUCGUGAUGCGCAAAUUUGCGAAAAGGAACUGAUUAAGAAAGAGCUGGAUGAAGAGGAACGGCGCUUGGACGCAAUAAUGGAAGAAAAUAGAAUAGCAGCAGUUCAGAGGGCAGAGAACGAGGAGGAGAGACGUCACCAGCUACGUUUGCAGAAUCUCUCCGCGUUGAAGGAGCAGAUCAAAUCGCACGAGACGACUAAGAUAAUGGAAGCUGAACGUAUUGAAGAGGAGAGCAUCAGAGUGAACCAAGCCAACAUAGCGAUGCAGAUAGAUGAAGCUCAAAAACUUAAAGAGAAACAUGGCCGACAAGCGAAACUGAAGGAGAUCCUGGACCAGGGCAAUGCAGAGCUUCUGUAUUACAAGCAGCUACAAAACGAAGAGGAACGCAUCAUGGACCUCAGAAUCGCCAACUUUAUCAAGCAGAAGCACGAGAGGGAGGCCAAGAAUAAAGCUGAAGCAGAUGCCGUCAAAGCAGCGAAGCAGAAAGGCAUAGACCAUAUUGCUAAGGCUCAAAAGGCCGAACAAGAGCUUAAAGAAGAGUUGGAGAGGAUCCGCAACUUGAAGAUACAGGAGGACGUGGAGAGAGAGUACCGUCGCAAGGAGAGAGAGGCGGCCAUCAAGAGGAAUAGAGAAAUGAAGCAGUUACACGAAGCGAGAGUUCAACAGAUAACAGACAUCCAUCGCCUAAUCGCUCGUGAAAUAGCGAAAGACGAGCAGAGUUUCAACAACGCCGCUCGGCAAAACGAAGAGUUUAUUGCAAAGGAGAAGGCGCUGGAUGACAAACGCAAGGCGCGCAUUGAGAAACACCGUCAAGAAAUCAUGAAACAGAUCAAUGAUAAGGAACGCGCCAGGGCUGAACUCCGCGAGAAGAUCCACAACGAAGGUGUAGCUCUUCGAAUGGAGCUGGAACAACAAGACAAGUACGAGAGGAAGGUCAUCAAACAGAAGGUGGCGGCGAUGAGGCAGCAAAAGGUCGCAGAAAAAUACGUGAAAGAAGUCGAACAAACCCUAGGAAAGCACGGAUACUAAGCUUUUUAGAGCUUUAGGCUGUUUAUAUUAAAGUUUAUUUUGUAUAUUUCUUAUAUGUAACUCAAUUUUAAGAUUAUGUAAGUACGAAAAAUUUUUGGUACAUGGUCACUCAUGACGCUAUGAAUAUGAGCAUCUUUGAGAAUGAGAACUGGCUAAAGUUUUGUAGCAAUUCAGUCCAUAUCUAUUAUCGUCUUGUCCGUUUCCUUAAAAAUAUACAUAUUUUCAGUACAAAAUAGGCAAAGUUGUGAAAAAAAAAUGCGAUCGAAUUGUGGGACAAAAUGUAAAUUGAAUGAAUUGAAAAUAGGACAAGAAUAGAAUGGGACGAGUUGCUACUACUCUUGUUGACUGCGCGGUGACAAAAAACACGACGAAAUUACCUUAUUGGGGCAGGGUGUAAAUUAUGUAGCUUUUUAAAGGAAAAUAAAUUUCUCUGCAUCCCUCGAGCAUUUCGUGAAUUAGGUGUUUCCAGCAGUAAAUUUUUGGUUCUUGAUAUAAUCUCUCAAAACUCACAAGUUUGCAAUGUCGAAGUAGGCCAAAUUUACUUUCAGGUUUAUUUUAUUAUAUUCACAUAUAUUCACAUUCCGGGGGGCGUAUCGGGAUGAUGUAAUUUGCGAAAUGCAUUCAUAUUCCUUAUUUUGUAAAAUGAAUGAUAUUAGUUUGAUAUUAUUUCUUGAUA